Molecule: messenger RNA, 1011 nt
Organism: Thamnophis sirtalis
Lineage: Eukaryota; Metazoa; Chordata; Lepidosauria; Squamata; Natricidae
Source: RefSeq, a predicted model, not a curated record
CAAGAACAUUUACCAAUGCCGAGACUUCCUAAUGCUGGUUAGGGAUGGUGGAAAUCAUAGUGUGUUGCAGAUUGAGUCCCAGGUUGAUGGGUCAAACAGAACAGCCAAGGAAAGGAGGAAGAUAGCUACUUAAAAAAAAAAAGAUUUAUUCUGGAACCUGAGAGGAAACGGCUCCUUCAAGACUUUGAAUAGACACCAUGAGCAACCUUGGCAAGCCAAUGGCUCCAGCUUCCACCAUCCUGACCGAGCAGCCCAAAAGAAAAAGGGGGCGGCCAAGGAAGCAGCCACAGGAUCCAACUGGACCUCUGCCCCCAAAGAAACCACGUGGGCGACCAAAGGGAAGCAAGAAGAGGAGUGCUGGUUGUGGACAGAUGGGGCACAUCUCUACUGCAAAAAAGCCCAGAGGAAGGCCACGAAAGUGGCUUUUUGUCCCUGAGGAAGAAUAUCACAAAACUGAAGUCCAAGGGGAAAGCAAUCCAGGUUUUAACACAUGCCCUUCCACAGAAGGGACGUCUACAAAAAACUGUCACAUGAAGAAGGGAGCCACAGAAUUCAGGAGAACAUUGAGUGAACAACAGUCUCCUUGUUGAUGUGUCACUAGAGCAAAAUGAAUUAAACUCCUGUUCUGCCAUGUGCAAAGGAAAGCCAAGGAAAGCCCCCUCCCCAUUUUUCUUUUGUACCGUUACCAAUAACUGCCUCUUGCAAAGCUCAGUCAUUCACAUUUAUAACAGCGGUCUUAACCCAAAAAAGAGGGCUUCAACCUAAUUAGCAUUCACGGGAAAAUCGACCGAUGUUAUGGGUUUUGAAAAUCUUCAUCAAUUUGAAUCUUGUAUCAUUGGGGACAUUAAUUAUACUAGGAUGCCAAGAUCCUGAUUUUAAGAAAUAGGAAACAUCUCAUUCCUAACUAAACAUGCUUACUCAAAAAAUCCCACUUAGGGCAAUACUUUUUUAAAAAUAACAGUUUUGCAGCCUUGAAUUACAUUUAUACCAAGUUCAGUUGACAAACAGGAC